Molecule: messenger RNA, 3135 nt
Organism: Cornus florida
Lineage: Eukaryota; Viridiplantae; Streptophyta; Magnoliopsida; Cornales; Cornaceae
Product: ribonucleoside-diphosphate reductase large subunit
Exons: 17
Coding region: 330-2768 (812 amino acids)
Biological process (GO): DNA replication; deoxyribonucleotide biosynthetic process
Cellular component (GO): ribonucleoside-diphosphate reductase complex
Molecular function (GO): ribonucleoside-diphosphate reductase activity, thioredoxin disulfide as acceptor; ATP binding
Source: RefSeq, a predicted model, not a curated record
ACAUUCACGAGUAAGUAAACUCACAAGACUUUUGGCGUGGAAAGGAAAGUUCCCUGAUCUUUUUCAAAAGAGAGGAACGAAGUGGUCCCGCACCAGCUCCACCGCUCCCCCUAUUACCCGCCACCAUCUCACAAUUACCAUUUGGCGGGAAACUCCUAUAGCUUCCCAAACACGAUAGAGGGAAACCCUAAUUUACAAAAAAUUUCAAACCCACUCUGUCUCUCUCUUUCGUUAUAUAAAUCCUUACUGACACUACAUCCUAUCCGUGCCUCAAAACUAUUCGAUAGAAGUCCUCACUGAGAAUACGCUUUUCAUUCAGCGAAAGAAAGAUGUAUGUGGUGAAGAGAGAUGGUCGUCAAGAGCCGGUGCAUUUCGACAAGAUCACUGCUCGCCUGAAGAAACUCAGUUAUGGCCUCAGCACCGAUCACUGUGAUCCAGUGCUUGUGUCCCAGAAGGUCUGCGCCGGUGUCUACAGGGGCGUCACCACAAGCCAGCUUGAUGAAUUGGCAGCCGAAACCGCCGCCGCCAUGACGACAAAUCACCCUGAUUAUGCUUGUUUGGCUGCAAGGAUUGUUGUUUCAAAUCUGCACAAGAACACGAAGAAAUCAUUCUCAGAGACGAUAAAAGCCAUGUACUACCAUGUCAGUGAAAGAUCUGGACAGAAGGCUCCCCUGAUUGCUGAUGAUGUGUUUGAAAUAAUCAUGAAGAAUGCCGCCCUUCUUGACAGUGAGAUAAUAUAUGACCGGGACUUUGACUAUGACUACUUUGGUUUCAAGACCCUUGAGAGAUCCUACCUCUUGAAGGUCCAAGGGAAGGUUGUAGAAAGGCCUCAACACAUGUUAAUGAGGGUUUCUGUUGGGAUCCACAAGGAUGAUAUUGAUUCUGUUCUUAAGACUUACCAUUUGAUGUCUCAGCGAUGGUUUACUCAUGCAUCUCCCACCCUUUUCAAUGCAGGAACGCCAAGGCCCCAAUUGAGUAGCUGCUUCCUCGUGUGCAUGAAAGAUGAUAGUAUUGAAGGAAUCUAUGAUACAUUGAAGGAGUGUGCCGUUAUCAGCAAAUCAGCUGGAGGAAUUGGUGUCUCUGUUCAUAACAUCCGUGCCACUGGAAGUUAUAUUCGCGGGACAAAUGGGACAUCCAAUGGGAUUGUUCCAAUGCUACGAGUGUUCAAUGACACUGCCCGUUAUGUUGAUCAAGGCGGUGGCAAGAGAAAGGGUGCUUUUGCUGUGUACCUGGAGCCAUGGCAUGCGGAUGUAUUUGAGUUUCUAGAUUUAAGGAAAAACCAUGGAAAGGAGGAGCACCGGGCUCGUGAUCUGUUUUUUGCUCUUUGGGUUCCUGAUCUCUUUAUGCAAAGGGUGCAAAGUAAUGGGCAAUGGUCCUUGUUUUGCCCAAAUGAGUCUCCAGGUUUGGCUGAUUGUUGGGGUGAAGAAUUUGAGAAGUUGUACACGCGAUAUGAGGAAGAGGGCAAAGCAAAGAAAGUUGUACUGGCACAGGAUCUCUGGUUUGAAAUUUUGAAGUCCCAGAUAGAAACUGGGACCCCUUACAUGCUAUUUAAGGAUACUUGCAAUAGAAAAAGCAACCAGCAGAAUCUGGGGACUAUCAAGUCUUCAAACCUGUGUACUGAAAUAAUUGAGUACACCAGUCCAACAGAGACUGCUGUAUGCAAUCUGGCGUCAAUUGCUCUACCAAGAUAUGUUAGAGAGAAGGGGAUUCCAAUGGAAUCACAUCCAUCGAAGCUUGUUGGCAGCAGAGGUUCUAAAAAUCGAUAUUUUGAUUUUGACAAACUAGCUGAGGUUACUGCAUUAGUAACUUCAAAUCUCAACAAAAUAAUUGAUGUUAAUUACUAUCCGGUUGAAACUGCAAAAAGAUCCAAUUUACGUCACAGACCCAUUGGUAUUGGAGUCCAGGGUCUUGCAGAUACCUUCAUUUUGCUUGGCAUGGCAUUUGAUUCGCCAGAGGCUCAACAGCUGAACAAAGACAUAUUUGAGACUAUAUACUACCACUCCCUGAAAGCUUCUUCCGAGUUAGCUGCAAAAGAAGGCCCAUACGAGACAUACAAUGGAAGUCCUGUUAGUAAGGGAAUUAUUCAACCAGACAUGUGGGGCAUAACACCUUCAAAUCGGUGGGAUUGGGAUGCUCUUCGAGAAAUGAUAGCAAAGAAUGGAGUAAGAAAUUCACUACUUGUAGCACCUAUGCCCACUGCAUCGACCAGCCAGAUUCUUGGAAAUAAUGAAUGCUUUGAGCCAUACACCUCCAAUAUCUAUAGUCGCAGAGUUCUGAGUGGUGAAUUUGUUGUGGUGAAUAAACAUCUUCUUAACGACUUAACUGAGAUGGGCCUUUGGUCACCUGCUGUUAAGAACAACAUAAUUCACAAAAAUGGCUCUGUUCUGACAAUCCCAGAAAUUCCAAAUGAGCUGAAAGACAUUUACAAGACUGUUUGGGAGAUCAAGCAAAAGACGCUGGUUGAUAUGGCUGCUGAUCGUGGAUGCUACAUAGACCAGAGUCAAAGCUUAAACAUACACAUGGACCAACCCAAUUUUGGAAAACUUACUUCCUUGCAUUUUCAUGCAUGGUUCAAGGGUUUGAAGACAGGGAUGUAUUACCUACGAUCACGUGCAGCAGCUGAUGCCAUCAAGUUCACUGUGGAUACUUCUAUGCUUAACGGACAACCGUCGACAUCAUCUCAGAUGAUAGAUGAUGUGAGUACUCAAAUGUCCCAGAUGGUAUGUUCUUUAACUAACCGUGAAGAGUGCAUGGCUUGUGGAAGUUAAAGGGUUUCUACGUGGAGCAAGCAAAAGUUGUGUUGCUUUUGCUAUGGAUUUGGCUCACCGAGAGGCCUUUCCUAAUGAUAGGAUGUUGGUGAGCGAGGUACCAUUGAAGGUUUUAGGGAUAAUGGUUUCAAAAGUGAUAAAAUAUUCUAAACUUCAUAGCUUUGAAAUCUUUGUACAGGCAUAACUUAGUACUCGUUUCAUGUUUGGUUAUGACAUUGUAUUUCUAUUGGCUUCGUGUAUUCAUCUAUUACUAGGUUUUCCAAUGCAAAUGGGAGCUAGCUUGAUUCCAAGAUUUGUGGGUGCUAAUGAUGCUUUGUUUGAUUUGUUGACAUUGAAAUGGUAGUGCAUAAAGUUUGUUACCGUGUUA